CCUUGAGAUGAAUACACCAUUUUCUUCAACCUUUCCUGAUGCUUGAUAUUUGGUUUCUGUGCAUCUUAGAUAUCUAUGUGCAAUAACUUGAAUAUACAUAUAUUCAUUAACCCCAUAAAGGGUUGACUAAUGUUAUAACAUACGACGUUUUAGCACUAAACAUUCAAAAUGCCUUUGUUGUGAGCUACUAUAAAAUAUUAAAUCAAUUUUAUCUUGUUCCGUUAUACCUUCUGCAUGAAUAAUACAUAAAGUCGUCGUGAAAAACUAUUUGUUAAGGGGUUAUGUUCCUGUUCUGCAUUACCCUAUGAAUUUACUACCCACAUUUAAGUGAAUUCCUGUUUAAAAAAAGUAAUAAAAUGUUAACUUAGUAAGAUAAAUCAUUUUAAAUAAAUUUCAAACUUGAUAUCCCUAUCUGACCUAAACAUUCUGUCACUCGAUCACGUUACGUCACGUCUCAGCUGUUGGCGGAUCGGCUGUUACAAACCACCCCUCCGCCCGAACCCCAACGCCGUUCGGGAUUUUCGGCCAUGUGAACCCGGGCGGUAAUAUCCCGCAAAUGUCCGAAGUGGUUCGGAUCCAUGGGAAACAAAACUGACGUGGCAAAAUAACACUGAUACAAAGUGGCAGUUUCUAUGAACAUCAACUCGAUUAGACUCUAAUUCGGCUGGCUUCUGCCACAAUUUUUUGAAUUAUUUCAUUACUGUAUGUCGAUGAGACGUUAGUUUGGUUAGUUUUGCAUUAGAGCAGGGGAAAGGUUUGAGCCCUUGGAACUUACUUGUGUAAACUGUAUGACCCUAAGGCUGGAAGACCUCUGGAUUAGAGUAUUGUAAAUCUUAAGAAUAGCCGGUGUCUGCUCCUUGACAAACCUGCAAAUUUUCAGAGAAAAACGAAUUAAGCUCGUUCUGUAUGAAAAUGUCAUCCGCAUGGAAGGUGCUUCAAUUUUACGAUAUUUUGAGUCCCUUUAAUGUCUAAAUAGCUGCAUAGGUGUAGAUAAAAUCUUGGAAUUUGAGAUGUGAGUCGACUGCAUUGUGAGAGCGAGUCCUUCAAAAUGGAUUUAAUCUUGGAUAUCAAUUCCUGGUUGUACCCUAUGGAAUUAGGUGACAAGUUUCGUCUGGUUCUCGCUACCACACUAAGGGAAGAUGGUUAUCCGGACAGCGGUGAUUGGAAUCCUCAGGGGUUGGAAACCGAAGGCUCCCGGGCUGAUAGUUUUGAAUACGUGAUGUCCGGAAAAGUUUAUCGCAUUGAAGGAGACGAAGCGAGUUUGGAGCCAUCAAGCAGGCUGUGCGCUGGGUGCUUGCUACACAGAGGAAAUUCAUAUGGCAUACAUGCAAUGUUUGUAAAUAUUAUCAUUGUGCUCGAAAUAUGUUUUGUGAUUGAGUCUGUUAUUCACUGCACAUCGUGUUUUGGUAGCAGUCUGCGUUAUUUUUUGCUAAGUUACCUUUGCUCGGUGCACUGCACAUAUCGGACACCUAAUUAAUUGUAAUCCCAUUAAUAAUUGUUGAAAUUCAAUACUUUUUUUUAUAAUUUUUAAAUAUAAUAUAUUUUUAAAAAUUUCUUGGUUAACUAUGUUAUUUAUAUAUUUAUUUAUUCAUUAUGAACUUUCAAAAAGUAUAACUAAAGCCAUCUAUAAUUUAAUAUAGAGUGGACUAUAACGGAUUGUACAUUUUAAACUUAAAACAUAGCUUUUCUUUCUUUGUACAUUAGAUUUAGUAUGGUGUAUUUCGUUUACUUUUUUCCUAUUUAUUUAUAAUAACAUUGAUAAUGUCCUGGAUAAAACUUG
Cylas formicarius (sweet potato weevil) is the source of this 1780-nucleotide messenger RNA. It is a transcript of the gene Rpb8, whose product is annotated as DNA-directed RNA polymerases I, II, and III subunit RPABC3. The transcript has 4 exons. Gene Ontology annotation, molecular function: DNA-directed RNA polymerase activity. Lineage: Eukaryota; Metazoa; Arthropoda; Insecta; Coleoptera; Brentidae. The record is from RefSeq and is a predicted model, not a curated record. Gene Ontology annotation, biological process: DNA-templated transcription. Gene Ontology annotation, cellular component: RNA polymerase II, core complex; RNA polymerase III complex; RNA polymerase I complex. Bases 1049 to 1477 code for a protein of 142 amino acids.